Colletotrichum navitas is the source of this 1635-nucleotide messenger RNA. RefSeq names its product amino acid/polyamine transporter I. Gene Ontology annotation, molecular function: transmembrane transporter activity. NCBI's taxonomy places the organism in Eukaryota, Fungi, Ascomycota, Sordariomycetes, Glomerellales, Glomerellaceae. The transcript is spliced from 6 exons. Gene Ontology annotation, cellular component: membrane. The record is from RefSeq and is a predicted model, not a curated record. Bases 1 to 1635 code for a protein of 544 amino acids. Gene Ontology annotation, biological process: transmembrane transport.
AUGGCGUUAUCAACAGCGGCUUCCGGCCAAGGUGAUUACAAGGCGCAGCCCAAGGCCAGCGCACAUGGUGGAGGCGACGACGACGAAAGAUGUACGCAGCCAGAUCCCUCGGAAAGGGGAAAAGAAGAUCAAAUUGUCUCGACCGAUACCGCGAGCGACGAGAACGCAGAGCUCAGUCGCCUCGGUCUCGAGUCACCAGCAAAGAGAGACAUUGGGCUUCUGGGGAUCGUCGGUCUGGGAUGGAACAUCAGCAACAGCUGGGCGGCGAUCGCUGCAACGCUCGUCAUAUCCAUCACCUCGGGCGGGCCGGUGACACUGCUCUACGGCAUCAUACUCAUCUUUGUGCUUGGGGGUGCCUGCGCUCUGAGCAUGGCCGAGAUCGCUUCCGUUUACCCGACUGCCGGGGGCCAGUACCACUGGACAAGUAUCUUGGCACCGAGACAUCUCAGCCGCGGUCUUAGCUAUUGCUGCGGCUCCAUCAACUUCCUCGGCUGGAUCGCGAACGGUGCCGGCUUCAUCAUCCAGAUGCCCGUCAUCAUUCUCUCCCUCGCGGCCUAUCUCGACCCGACGUAUGUGCCCGAGACCUGGCACAUCUUUCUGGUCUUUCAGGCUUUCAACGUUGCCUUCACCGCGUACAACGUCUUCCUCAUGAAGCGUACCGCAUGGAUCCAUGAUGUUGGAUUCUUCCUGUCACUCGCCGGCUUCGUCGUCAUCACCGUUACGUGUCUGGCGCGGUCGGAGCACAAGCAGGAUGACGCCUUCGUCUGGACCACUUUCGUCAACGAGAGCGGGUGGUCGUCGCGCGGGAUAGUCUUCUUGACUGGGCUGCUCAACCCCAACUUCAUCUACUCGGGUCUCGACGGUGCUGUUCAUCUGGCAGAAGAGUGCACGAACGCGUCCUCGGCGAUCCCAAGGGCCUUGAUCUCAACAGUCACCAUCGGCUUUGUGUCAGCCUUUACCUUUAGCGUGGCCAUGUUGUAUAGCUUCACUGAUCUUGAGCCCGUGCUGUCGUCUCCACUCCCCAUCCUCGAGAUAUGGUCUCAAGCGACCGGGUCAAGCGCGGCAGCAACCGCCUUUGUGGUCAUUCUCUCGGUUUGCGGCUGCUUUGCAUGCACAGGCGCCUUGCAGACCGCCAGUCGACUGACAUGGUCAUUCGCUCGCGACGAUGCAAUCGUCUUCUCUUCCUUCCUGCGAAAAGUGCAUCCUACUCUCGGGGUCCCCGUCAACGCGCUUCUCGUCAACUUCUUUCUCGUCUUCGCCCUCGGCUGCAUCUUCCUCGGGUCUUCGACGGCCUUCAACGCCCUUGUCGCCACCGGCCUCAUCCUCCAGCAAGUCAGCUUCGCGUUCCCUGCGGCAUUGGCCCUCUAUCACCGGGCCCGGGGACCAGCGGCGUUCGAGAAGGUGCUGCCGCGGAGGAAAUUCAGACUGCCGGGCGUUGCGGGGCUACUCGCCAAUUCUCUGACGAUAGUUCACGGUCUUCUGGCCUUGGUGUUUUACGUCUUUCCUGUGGUUAUGCCGGUCUCUGCAUCCAACAUGAAUUAUGCAAUCGUUGUACUGGGUGUAAUGGCUCUCUUUUCUGUGGCAAACUGGUUUGGUUACGCGAAUAGGAGAUACAAGGGGCCUCGACUUGAUUAG